Messenger RNA from Sesamum indicum (sesame), 2050 nucleotides. Its product is annotated as laccase-1. The record is from RefSeq and is a predicted model, not a curated record. Gene Ontology annotation, molecular function: hydroquinone:oxygen oxidoreductase activity; copper ion binding. NCBI's taxonomy places the organism in Eukaryota, Viridiplantae, Streptophyta, Magnoliopsida, Lamiales, Pedaliaceae. Gene Ontology annotation, cellular component: apoplast. Gene Ontology annotation, biological process: lignin catabolic process.
UUCUGAGAGAGGCAGUGUCAUUAGUUCAGAGUCAGUCUUAGAGAGUUCAAUUUUGAGAGAUGGAGAGCUCAUAUUGCCAACUCCUGCUAGUUGCAGUACUCAUAGUUGCACUGCCAGUUUCGUCUUCGUCGUUGUCGUCGUCGUCGUCAGUCACCACAAAGCGUUUUCGGUUCAGUGUGGAGUGGAAGACUGUGACGAGACUUUGCCAUACAAAGCCAGUUCUGACAGUGAACGGCAAGUAUCCAGGGCCAACUAUUGCUGUGAAUGAAGGGGACAACGUCCAAGUGAUUGUCACUAAUAGAGUUGCCAGGAACACUACCAUCCAUUGGCACGGAAUAAGGCAGCUAAGAACAGGAUGGGCAGAUGGCCCGGCGUACGUAACACAGUGCCCCAUCGGAGGAGGCAAAUCCUAUACUUACAACUUCACAGUUGUGGAUCAGCGGGGAACUCUUUGGUGGCACGCUCAUUUCGCAUGGCAACGUGCUUCUGUCUACGGCGCUUUCAUCAUUUACCCGCGCAUGCCUUUCCCAUUCUCACCUCCUAUCCACUCCCAUUUUCCUAUCAUCUUUGGUGAAUGGUGGAAUAGAGACGUUGAAGUAGUUGAACGCGAGAUGAUGUUAUACGGCGGAGGACCUAAUGCUUCAGAUGCAUACACCAUCAAUGGUCUGCCUGGCCCCUUGUACCCUUGUUCCACCAAAGAUACAUUCAUCAAGACCGUUGAAGCUGGAAAAACCUACUUGCUAAGGAUCAUAAACGCAGCGUUAAACGACGAGCUCUUCUUUGCCGUAGCAAAUCACAAUUUAACUGUGGUCGAGAUUGAUGCAGUUUACACAAAGCCCUUCACAACAUCAGCCAUAAUGAUCACUCCUGGACAGACCACCAAUGUUUUGUUAACAACAGAUCAAGUCCCUGAUUCCACUGGCAUGUUUGCUAUGGCUGCAAGGCCUUAUCUCACUUCAGUUUUCCCAUUUGACAAUUCCACCACCAUUGGAUUCUUGAAGUACAAAGCCACCAGAAACACAAAAUUUGAAAGAAACAAGCCCCCAAUGCCUCCUUACGCACUACCAAAGAAUCUCCCUGCAAUGGAAGACACCCCAUUUGCCGCACAGUUCUCCAACAAUCUCCGCAGCCUUGUAUCUAAAGAUUACCCGUGCAACGUGCCACAAAAGAUUGACAAACGAGUCGUUACAACAAUAAGUCUGAACCUUCAAGACUGCCCUGUUAAUCAAACUUGCCAAGGUUAUCUAGGCAAAAGGUUUUACGCUUCCAUGAACAACCAUUCGUUCGUUCGCCCUUCUUUGUCCAUCCUUGAAUCCCACUACCAUAACCUCAAGACUGAAUUUUCAUCCGAUUUCCCUGAGAAGCCACCGUAUGUCUUUAACUACACUGGCAUAAAUCCUGUGACGGAGAAUAUGAACACACAGUUCGGCACUAAAGUACUCGAAGUGCCUUUUGGCACGAGACUGGAAAUCGUGCUCCAAGACACCAACUUCUUGAAUCCUGAGAACCAUCCUAUCCAUGUUCACGGCCACAACUUCUUCAUUGUGGGAAGAGGGUUCGGGAACUUUGAUGUUGCAAAGGAUCCAAAGGGAUACAAUCUUGUCGAUCCUCCAGAGAGAAACACCGUAGCCGUUCCAAUGGGGGGAUGGGCAGCCAUUAGGCUUAAUGCCGAUAAUCCAGGGGUGUGGUUCAUCCAUUGCCAUCUUGAGGAACAUACAUCAUGGGGUUUGGCUAUGGGUUUCAUAGUGAAAAGUGGAAAAGAGCCUUAUCAGUGUUUGCUUCCUCCUCCAAGUGAUCUGCCCCCUUGUUGAUCAGUUUGUAGCCAUUUAGAACACAUUUGUUUGGAUUUAUAGAAAUUUUAGAUAAAGGUUAUUAUAUGCCCUCUGAUUGCGACAUACCUUGUGAUAUGAUCUUGUUUGUAGGUGGUUGUGAGAUAAUUCUUAUUUGACUGUGAGAAAGUGAUUCUUGGGGGAAAUUAUUCAUGUUAGUGUUUUUUGUACCAGGGGGAAUACAAGUUCGGAAUGCAAUUGAAAAGAUAUGUAUCACCUUA